Messenger RNA from Stylophora pistillata, 1287 nucleotides. RefSeq lists its product as uncharacterized. Lineage: Eukaryota; Metazoa; Cnidaria; Anthozoa; Scleractinia; Pocilloporidae. The record is from RefSeq and is a predicted model, not a curated record.
CUUCAUUUCGCCUGUUAACAAGCCUCAACGUCUUUCUGGACUGAUUUCAAACCAUGUGGCUUCAUUUUUUCAUGCUGGCCAUUGUAGCAGUAGAGGGAGUCCGAUAUCACAGCAAUAGGGGACGUUUCAGAGGGCGUAUAACAUCUACAAGAGAGGUUCCAUCAGAGGGGGUUGGAAUCCCCGGCCAAGGGGCAGCAGUCCCAGAUGGAGGGGGAGAGGUGGGCCAAGAUUCUGAAUUAACUAUUUCUGGCACUGGGACAAUAAAAAAAAACGGCGCAACCAGAUUAAAUCUACAAGUUGACAUCGAGGGACCGGUAGGACAAAUUGGUGGGAUGGGAACAGGAGCUGGAGGACCCGAUGAGGGGAUGGCAGGAGGGGUAGGACCCGCAGGAGGAGGUCCGGCGGAAGAGGUGGGUAGCCAACAGAAACCUUAUGGAUUAUUAGGCCUGGCAGCGAAAGUUGGAAGCAUAGCUUUGAAGGGAACAAAGGUAGGAAAGGUAGCAGGUAAGGUGGUUGGCACAGCAAGUAAGGCAAUUGGCUUAUCUGGUAAGAGUAAAAGCAGCAAAGGUGUAGGAAGCCUUGCAGGUGGCCUCGGAGGAGGCGCAGUCAGUCCAGUAGGAGGGUUAGGAGGCCCAGUAGGAGGACUAGCGCCCCCAGUUGGAGGCGCAGUUAGCCCAGCAGGAGGGCUAGGAGGUGCAGCAGGUGGUAUAGGAGCCCCAGUGGGAGGCGCAGCAGGAGGUAUAGGAGCCCCAGUGGGAGGAGUAGGUGGCCCAGUAGGAGGAUUAGCGCCCCCAGUUGGAGGCGCAGUUAGCCCAGCAGAAGGGCUAGGAGGUGCAGCAGGUGGUAUAGGAGCCCCAGUGGGAGGCGCAGCAGGAGGUCUAGGAGCCCCAGUGGGAGGCGAAGGUGGCCCAGUAGGAGAAGUAGGAGGCUCGGAAGGAGGAUUUGGAGCAGGUAUACCUGCUCCUCCAGAAGGUCCAGUAGAAGGAGUAGGUGGCCAGGAGGGAGGGGCUCUUCCCGCAGAGGGAUCAGAAGGUCUAGGAGGAGAGGGAGCAGCUGGUGCCGCACUAGAGCCAACUACCUCUCCCACAAUGGGAGGCACGGUGGGGACUGAAAGUCUGGGAGAUGGGAGGCAACAGCCAAUUGGAUGGAAAGUUCCUCCGCCCAGGGAUGGCUUGAACGCUAAACAUACUGGGUUUAAGAAGCCACGAGGCGAAGACCUCGGGCUGUUAAACAGCAAAAAGAAAGGUCAUAUUUCUCAUCACAAACAUGGUUAAUUCCUUUUUGAGC